Molecule: messenger RNA, 11655 nt
Organism: Hyposmocoma kahamanoa
Lineage: Eukaryota; Metazoa; Arthropoda; Insecta; Lepidoptera; Cosmopterigidae
Gene: kl-3
Product: dynein heavy chain 8, axonemal
Exons: 69
Coding region: 2-10858 (3618 amino acids)
Biological process (GO): microtubule-based movement
Cellular component (GO): dynein complex
Molecular function (GO): ATP binding; dynein intermediate chain binding; ATP hydrolysis activity
Source: RefSeq, a predicted model, not a curated record
AAUGACGACCGACCCAGAGGAACAAAAGAAGUUAAAGCCUUUAAUGCUAACCGGAAUGUUUCUGCAAAUACCCAAAAUAUCGAUCAAGCCAACUUUGGAAGAAAUCCAGGCAGCGUUUUCACAGGUGGUGUUAAACUGUAUUAUGGAUAUUCACCGCAACGUUUACAUGUGGGGUCAGCAGGACUUGCUCAAGAGAGAGAUGACGGCUGGGAAAAACGACAGUCACAGCCUUUCCGUAACCGUAGGAGGUGGCAGUAGAUCCAGUUCUUCGUUUGGUGGUUUCAGAAGUUACUUCCGAAUGGUAUCUGAACACAAAGAAAUUGUAAGAUCGGUGAUGGCUUUGCAAGGAAUGAUGUAUAUGUUUAAGCCUGAUAUUGAAAAAUUACUGAAGAGUUACGGUCGAUUUAGCCACUUAUGGGCCGAGGAUAGAGUGCAACAGGUGCAAGGUUUCGUAGACUCAAAUCCUCUGAAUGUAAUAAUCAGAGACAUGCUAAAGAAAUAUGAAUCUCAAACAGACGAAGUAAACAAUCUCCCUGUCAGACAUAUUAUCGGGUCUAUUGAAAUAAAUAUGGACAAAAUAAAGCUUGGUCUUUACCUUGAGUCAAUAGAGUGGAAAAGAAUUUUGGGCAAACUAUUAAGUCACGCUUACAAAGAGCGAGUAGUAAAAAUGAUGCAGUUCAUCAACGACCGCAUGAAAACUAUGGGCAAGAAAAUUAAAGAUUUGGAUGACGUCAGAGUUCAAAUGUUGUGUUUGGAGUUGAUUCGAGACGAAUUCAUCGGAAUGGAUAUGGAGCUCGAUCUGAUAGAAGAGAGUUACGCCACAUUCUCACAAUUUAAAAUUGACAUAUCGAAAGAGGAUGCAGACUUGGUGUACGGAUUGCGAUAUGCAUUCCAAAAUAUGUUGAUGACUGCGGCACAAGUACAACAAAGAAUAGUAGACAUGCAAGGUCCAUUGCAGAAUGAGCUGACUGAAGGCGUGGCGACGUUCCAAGAUGAUGUGUUUAAGUUUGACGCUGACUACGAUGCGUUUGGCCCUAUGACACCUGGGCUUUCAGCUAGGGAGGCUAGUGACAGGGUAAUAUUGUUCCAAGCCCGAUUCGAUGAACUAUGGCGUAGAUUCGAGAUGUAUUCAAAUGGUGAAAAAUUGUUUGGUAUGGAAGUGAAAGAUUAUCCUAUUUUGCAUCAAAAGAAAAAGGAAUUCAACUUAUUGAGUAAAUUAUACAGUUUAUAUCUAGCUGUAAUGAAUUCGAUCGACGGCUAUUUUGAGACGCCGUGGGGAGAUAUAAAAAUUGAAGUGAUUGUUCAACAGCUAAAUGAAUUCGAUUUGAGAUGUCGAAAGCUACCGCGCGCUAUGAAAGAUUGGCCUGCGUUUAUAGAAUUGAAGAAGAAAAUUGACGACUUCAAUCAGACUUGUCCCUUGCUUGAGUUGAUGGCAGAUAAAGCCAUGAAGGAUAGACAUUGGAGGAGACUGGAGCAGUUAAUGAAUUGCGUCUUGGAUGUGGAGUCAGACUCAUUCACGCUAGCUAACGUUAUGGAGGCACCUCUAUUGAAAUACAAAGAAGACGUUGAGGAUAUAUGUAUCAGUGCAGUAAAAGAGAAGGAUAUUGAAGCUAAAUUGAAGCAAGUAAUGGCUGACUGGGCAGUAAUAGAUCUAACAUUUGCCAGCUUUAAAAAUCGCGGCGAAUUACUCAUCAAAGCUUCUGAUACUAUGGAAAUUAUUACAUUGCUUGAAGACUCCCUUAUGGUUCUAAAUUCGCUUGCUUCGAACAGAUAUAACUUGCCUUUCAAAAAAGAUAUCCUCCUAUGGAUAUUUAAACUACAAUCUACAUCCGAAAUUCUGGAGAAAUGGCUGCUAGUCCAGAAUUUGUGGAUGUAUCUGGAAGCAGUGUUUGUUGGCGGUGAUAUUUCAAAGCAAUUGCCAGCAGAAGCCAAGCGAUUUGCGACCAUAGACAAGCAGUACGUGAAAAUAAUGUACCGAGCACGUGAUAUAGUAAAUUGCGUGGAAGUAUGCACAUCAGAUGACACAUUGAGACAUAUGUUACCUCACCUAUUUGAACAAUUGGAGGCAUGUCAGAAAUCCCUUACUGGAUAUUUGGAGUCCAAGCGUCUCAUCUUUCCAAGGUUCUUCUUCGUGUCCGAUCCAGUAUUACUGGAAAUUCUUGGACAGGCGUCCGAUCCACGCUCCAUACAGCCCCAUCUUCCGAGCAUUUUCGACGCUAUGUACACAGUGGACUUCGACGACAAAGACAGGAUUUACCAGAUGAACUCCGACAACGGGGAGACUAUCCCUAUGGAGCGUCCUGUAGCUUGCGUUGGAGGUGUCGAGAUCUGGUUAAAUGUACUGCUGGAUACGAUGAAGGACACUGUGCGAAGCAUGAUCGCUAACAUAUGUCAAACUAUGACUGGAGAUCCAGAGUUUGAUUUCAUCAAUAUGUUCUGGAAUUUCCCUGGACAGGCUGGCCUACUAGGAAUGCAAAUCUUAUGGACCAGUGACGCUGAGUACGCGUUGAAGAAAGCGAGGGUUGAUCGUUUUAUCAUGCGACUUACCAAUCAGAAAAAUUUGGAUUUAUUGAACGGUCUCAUUGACUGGACCGUAAAGGAUUUAGUGCCGCUGAACAGAACCAGAGUUGAAACCAUGAUUACCAUUCACGUACAUCAGAGAGAUAUCUUCGAUGAUUUGGUGAGGAUGCGAAUUAAAUCUCCCGGAGACUUUGAAUGGCAGAAGCAGGCACGCUUCUAUUACUUCGAGGAUUCUGACGACUGUAUAGUGUCCAUCACUGAUGUAGAUUUCUUAUAUCAGAACGAGUAUCUAGGAAUCACAGAACGUCUCGUAAUCACUCCGCUGACGGAUCGAUGCUACAUAACGCUAGCGCAAGCCAUUGGGAUGAGCAUGGGCGGAGCUCCCGCUGGUCCCGCUGGUACAGGCAAGACAGAGACCACGAAGGAUAUGGGCCGGACCCUUGGCAAGCUCGUCAUUGUGUUCAACUGCUCUGAUCAGAUGGACUUUAGAGGCUUAGGCCGUAUUUACAAAGGUCUAGCGCAGUCUGGCACAUGGGGAUGUUUCGAUGAGUUUAACCGUAUCGAGCUGCCCGUGUUAUCUGUAGCCGCGCAACAAAUCUACAUCUGCCUUACGGCUAGGAGAGAAAAAAAGCAGUUCUUUAUAUUCAGUGACGGAGACGUAGUGACUCUAAAUCCAGAGUUCGCUUUCAUCAUCACUAUGAAUCCUGGCUACGCCGGUAGACAGGAGUUGCCUGAAAAUCUGAAGAUUAUGUUCCGCUCCGUUGCUAUGAUGGUGCCUGACCGACAGAUCAUCAUUCGAGUCAAGUUGGCCAGUUGUGGUUUCAAAGAGAAUAUCUUGCUGGCCCGUAAAUUUUUCACUCUAUAUAAGCUAUGCGAAGAACAACUGUCAAAACAGGUGCAUUAUGAUUUUGGUCUCCGUAAUAUUUUGUCAGUGCUAAGGACUAUGGGCGCACAGAAGCGUAACAAUCCUGACAGCACAGAAGAGAACAUCAUGAUGAGAGUAUUAAAAGAGAUGAAUGUGUCAAAGCUAGUGGAUGAAGACGAACCGCUGUUCAUAUCUUUGAUUGAGGACUUGUUCCCGGGAAUGAAACUUACUCAGACUCAGCAGAAAGAGAUGCAACGCGCCAUUACUCUAAUAACAGAACGCACGGGCCUCAUCAAUCAUCCUGAAUGGAAUUUGAAGAUUAUCCAACUUUACGAAACAUCGCUUGUACGCCAUGGGCUGAUGACAAUGGGCCCUACCGGUUCAGGAAAGACAACCUGCAUUCACACGUUGAUGGCUGCUUUGACGGAGACAGGGAGACCCCACAAAGAAAAUAGAAUGAAUCCUAAGGCCAUAACAGCUCCACAAAUGUUUGGAAGAUUGGACGUGGCGACAAAUGACUGGACGGAUGGUAUUUUCUCAACGUUAUGGAGACGAGCUUUAAAAGUCAAGAAAUCUGACACCACAUGGAUUGUAUUAGACGGCCCCGUGGAUGCUGUUUGGAUCGAGAAUUUGAACUCAGUGCUGGAUGACAACAAGACGUUGACCUUGGCGAAUGGCGAUCGUAUCACGAUGGCUCAGAACAGCAAACUUGUGUUCGAGCCGGACAAUGUAGACAACGCCUCGCCGGCCACCGUUAGUCGGGUAGGCAUGGUGUUCCUGUCUUCGUCUGUCCUGAAGUGGCAACCUAUAUUGGAGGGUUGGCUUAAAAAGAGAAGUGACAAAGAAGCUAAUUGUUUCCGACAAAAUUUCCUAAAAAUUUAUGAUGACGUUCACCUGUAUGUUCAGCAAAAGUUGGUUGCAAAAAUGAAAAUUCUCGAGGCAAUUUACAUAAGACAAUGCAUUGAUGUGCUGGUAGGUUUGCUUCAAAUUGAAGUACCCGGGGGAAAGGUGCAUACCGACCGUCAUAUGGAACGUUUAUUUUUAUUUUCAAUGAUGUGGUCUCUCGGUGCUGUACUAGAAUUAGAUGGUCGUCUCAAAAUGGCGGAGUUUAUGACUAAAUUACCAGUUAAAAUGGAUUGGCCCGGGGCCAAGGGUAAACAAGCGGAGUGGGUCAUGCCUUUUGACUACAUGGUCAAUCCUGCGGGACAGUGGCAACAUUGGGCAGAGAUCGUAGAAGAGUAUAUUUACCCAACAGAUAGUGUACCUGAGUACGCUUCAAUUCUGGUACCGAAUAUCGAUAACGUGUGCACGGGGUUUUUAAUUGACACUAUUGCUAAACAAAAUAAGGCAGUACUGUUGAUCGGUGAGCAGGGAACUGCCAAAACUGUAAUGUUGAAGAGUUAUAUGCAAAAGUACGAUAAUGAAGUGAAAUUGUUCAAAAUGAUCAACUUUUCUUCAGCUACGACUCCAAAUAUGUUCCAAAGAAUCAUCGAGUCGUAUGUGGAGAAAAGAGUGGGCAUGACGUAUGGCCCGCCAAACGGCAGAUCCAUGACUGUCUUUGUUGACGACAUCAAUAUGCCCGUGGUCAACGCAUGGGGUGAUCAGGUGACAAAUGAAAUUGUCCGACAAAUGAUGGAGUGUGGUGGUUUCUACUCUUUAGAGAAGCCUGGAGAAUUUACCAUUAUUGCAGACAUACAGAUGUUUGGAGCCAUGAUUCAUCCAGGUGGUGGACGCAACGAUAUACCUCCUCGACUAAAGAGACAGUUUAACGUUUUUAAUUGUACUUUGCCAAGUGUUAUUUCUAUGGAUAAAAUCUUUGAAACCAUUAGUGCUGGAUACUUUUGCAAGGCGCGUUUCGAUAAGAAGAUUGUGGAAUUUAUGCCCAAACUUGUGCCUGUUACGCGUAUUAUUUGGCAACAAACUAAGACAAAGAUGUUGCCAACGCCGGCUAAGUUUCACUACGUGUUUAAUUUGCGUGAUUUGUCUCGUAUUUGGGAAGGUAUUCUGUUUAUAAAAAGAGAAGAGUGCACGUCUGUCAGCACGGCGCUGAAAUUGUGGUUUCAUGAGUGUUUAAGAGUAAUUUCUGACAGAUUUACGACGUACGAUGAUAAAAAUUGGUUUGAAGCGAAUUUUUGGAAGACGGCUGCGGCAGAAUUACCUGGAUAUGUUGCCGAUUUUCCAACAGAAGAGACUUACUUUGUCAAUUUCCUUCGAGAACCAGCCGAUCCCACUGGUGAUGAAGAUGAAGAAUUUAGCACUGACGCGCCGAAAGUUUAUGAAGAAAUGCCUCCGUGGGACGUAAUUAUAACAUUUUUACUAAAGUUUCAAGACAUUUUCAACGAGCAGGUUCGGGGGUCUCAUUUGGAUUUAGUAUUCUUCCACGACGCUAUGGUGCAUUUGUUUAUAAUAUCGAGAAUAAUUAAUACACCACGCGGCAAUGCUUUGCUAGUCGGUGUCGGUGGUUCCGGUAAGCAGAGCUUAACAAAACUUGCGUCUCACAUCGCCAACUUUACUUUCUAUCAGAUAACAUUGACAAGAUCAUAUAACGUAAACAAUUUUUGUGAUGAUAUAAAGGUGCUUUACCGCGUAGCCGGUUUGGAAGGCCAAGGAAUCACGUUCAUAUUCACCGAUAACGACAUUAAAGAUGAGCAGUUUCUCGAAUUCCUUAACAAUAUCCUCAGUUCGGGUGAAAUCGCUAAUCUAUUCGCUAAGGAUGAAAUGGAUGAAAUACUAAAUGAACUAACUCCUAUUAUGAAAAAGUUAGCACCAAGGAGGGUACCAGUACCUGAUGUGUUGUACGAAUACUUCAUCAUGCGGUCGAGAGCUAAUUUGCACGUUGUUCUCUGCUUUUCGCCGGUCGGUGAAAAGUUCAGAAGUAGAGCGUUAAAGUUUCCCGGUCUAAUUUCUGGGUCGACUAUGGACUGGUUCCAAAAAUGGCCGAAAGAGGCGCUCAUAGAAGUAGCGCACCACUUCCUUUGGGAAUAUCCAAUUGUGUGUUCUAUUGAAACAAAAGUGCAAGUAAUAGAAAUGAUGGGCUCUGUCCAAGACAAUGUGGCAGAUGCGUGUGUUAGCUACUACGAUCGAUUUAGGAGGCAGGCACACGUUACUCCAAAGUCAUACCUUUCCUUCUUGGAAGGUUACAAGGUUUUGUACAAGGAGAAACAUUCUAAUAUCGCCGAAAUGGCUAGAAGAAUGACCACUGGCUUAGACAAACUUAUAGAGGCCGCCGCUAGCGUAGACGUACUGAAGAAGGAAUUGGAAAUUAAAGAACAGGAGAUCAAAGUCGCUACUGCAAAAGCUGACGACGUAUUGGCAGCGGUAGCUGAAUCUCAAGCAGCAGCUGAAAUAGUGAAAGGAGAAGUGCUGGAAGUAAAGGAACGUGCGGUAGCUCUCGUGAGCGUUAUUGCGGCGGAGACCGCAGUCGCUGAAGACAAACUCGCAGCUGCUAAACCGGCUUUAGAUGCAGCUGAAGCUGCUUUGCAGACUAUCAAUGCCGCUGACAUUGCGACAGUAAGAAAAUUAGGGAAACCGCCGUUCUUGAUUACUCUCAUUAUGGAUGCUGUGAUCAUCUUGUUCAGAAAGAAGAUAGAUCCAAUCAAGCCCGACCUGGAAAAGAAUUUCCUGACAGCUUCUUGGGCUGAAUCAUUAAAAGUUAUGGCCGAUGCGAGAUUUUUGAGUAACUUGAAAAAUUAUCCGAAAGAUGAAAUCAAUGCCGAAAUGGUCGACUUGUUACAGCCUUAUUUUAAUUUUCCUCAAUAUACAUUUGAGGCAGCGAAAAUAGCUUGCGGUAACGUUGCCGGUCUGAUUUCAUGGACUAUUGCCAUGGCACAAUUUUAUGCUGUUAAUAAAGACGUAUUGCCUUUAAAGGCAAACUUGGCUAUCAUGCAAGGCAAAUAUCAAGGUGCUAAAAAGGAACUAGACGCAGCGGAAGCAUUGUUGGCAGCGAAGGAGCGUGAAUUAGCCCACGUGCAAAAGCAAUUCGAUGAAGCCAUGGCACUGCAACAAGCUGUGUUGGAUGACGCAGCUAAAUGCCAGGCAAAAAUGGAUGCCGCGACUGCUCUAAUCAACGGAUUGAGCGGUGAAAGGGUGCGAUGGACCGAGCAGUCGGCACUAUUCAAGUCUGAGAUAGAGCGACUUGUUGGUGAUAUUUUGCUAUUGAUCGGUUUCUUGUCUUAUUCGGGACCAUUUAAUCAAGAAUUCCGUACGAUGUUGUUGGGCACUUGGCUAAACGACUUACUCAGGAGAAAAAUACCUGUGUCCAUGAAUUUGAAUAUUACUGAACAACUAACAGAUACUGCAACGAUUGGUGACUGGAAUUUAUGCGGACUGCCGACGGAUGAGCUGUCCAUUCAGAACGGUAUCAUCGUAACAAAGGCAGCGCGGUUUCCGUUGCUUAUAGAUCCUCAGACACAGGGCAAGAAUUGGAUCAAGAAUAUGGAGAAACACAAUGAUCUAAUAGUCACUACGCUUAACCAUAAGUACUUUAGAAAUCACAUUGAAGAUUGUGUGUCUCUAGGCAGACCCAUGUUGAUAGAAGAUGUGGCUGAGGAACUUGAUCCAGUACUUGAUAAUGUUUUAGAAAAAAAUUACAUCAAGAUCGGAUCUUCCUACAAAGUGAAAUUAGGGGAUAAGGAAAUUGACGUAACUCAUGGGCACAAAAUAUACAUAACAACGAAGUUGCCAAAUCCUGCGUACACUCCUGAGAUAUCGGCGCGUACAUCUAUUAUUGACUUUACUGUCACUAUGCAAGGUUUGGAAGAUCAAUUAUUAGGUCGCGUAAUUAUGACUGAGAAAUCAGAACUGGAAAGUGAACGUACACAGUUGAUAAUGGACGUGACAUCGAAUAGACGUAAGAUGCAGGAGUUAGAAGCGAAUCUAUUGCACAAACUGACUACUAUUCAAGGGUCGCUGGUCGAGGACGUAUCUUUGAUUCAAGUGCUCAACAUCACUAAGGCUACCGCCACUGAGGUGAGAGAAAAACUAGAUAUUGCUAAAGAGACGGAAAUAAAAAUAAAUGCGGCACGCGAAGAAUUCCGCCCUGUUGCUACGCGCGGUUCUGUUCUUUACUUUUUAGUGUGCAAUAUGUCGCUAGUGUGCAAUAUGUAUCAAACCUCACUGGCGCAGUUCUUGGAACGAUUCGACAUCUCUAUGGAGAAGUCCACGCCGAGCCCCAUCACUAGUAGAAGGAUCGCUUUCAUUAUUGAUUAUUUGACAUUCGAUGUGUUCAAAUUCAUAUCUCGAGGUUUUUACGAGAAACACAAAUAUUUGUUUACGCUAUUGUUGACUCUGAAAAUUGAUUUGGAAAAGGAAUACAUAACUUUCGAGGAGUUCCAGACUUUCAUUAAAGGUGGCGCUGCGUUAGAUCUUAACGCUUGCCCUCCAAAACCGUAUAAAUGGAUCACAGACAUGUCUUGGCUUAACCUGGUUCAGCUGUCCUCUUUGCGUCAGUAUACAAACAUCAUUGACCAAGUGACUAACAAUGAAAAGGGUUGGAAAAAUUGGUUUGACAAAGAAGCACCAGAGGACGAACCGUUGCCAGAUGGUUAUCAUAACUUAGAUGUGUUUCGAAAGUUGUUGGUUGUUCGUGCUUGGUGCCCCGAUAGAACGUUGGCACAGAGCUUAAAAUACGUCAUUCAGUCAAUGGGAGCAAGAUAUUCCGAAGCUGUUAUUGUUAAUUAUGAGCAAAUGGUGUUGGAAUCUCGACCUUUAGUGCCUCUGAUUGGGUUCUUGGCUAUGGGCUCCGAUCCAACGCCGUCCAUUGAAAUCACCGCUAAGAGGAUGGAAUGCGUGUGUUCUGCUAUUUCUAUGGGACAGGGUCAAGAAGUGCACGCUAGGAAGCUUAUAUCACGUGCACUUUCUGAGGGUCUAUGGGUGCUUCUACAAAACUGCCACUUGGGCUUAGAAUACAUGGUGGAAAUAAUGGAACAGUUUUCUGACUUAGAAAAGACUCCAGAACAAGUUCAUGAGACGUUCAGAUUGUGGAUCACUACAGAAGUUCAUCCUAAGUUUCCCAUAACCUUGUUGCAGAUGUCCAUUAAAUACACUUGUGAGCCUCCUUCGGGAAUUAAGGCCGGUUUAAUGAGGACGUACGACUCCAUGAGUCAGGACUUCCUAGAUUACAGCGAUAGUCCAUUUUACCUACCUCUGAUAUUUACAAUCUCCUUCCUACAUACCGUUGUGCAAGAGAGACGCAAGUUCGGUCCGCUCGGGUGGAAUAUCCCGUAUGAAUUUAAUUCAGCCGACUGGCUAGCGUCUUGCAUGUUCGUACAAAACCAUUUGGAAUAUUUAGAGCCUGGACAGGGUAUUAGCUGGACUACAGUGCGUUACAUGGUGUCAGCUGUUCAAUACGGCGGGAGAGUAACCGAUGAUUAUGAUACUCGUUUACUUGUCUGUUUCACUCGUGUGUGGCUCACAGACCAGUUGUUUACGGAUAACUUCCAGUUCUAUAAGGGUUAUGGCAUUAUGAAGUUUAAGAAUAUACCCGAGUAUAUUGAGGAAAUCGACAAAAUGAAGACCACCGACCCUCCACAAGCUUAUGGACUGCACACUAAUGCUGAUAUCACAUACCAGCGCAAUAAAACCCAAGAUUUGUUGGAUACGAUUCUUUCGAUUCAACCGAAGGAAUCCGGUGGAGGCGGAGGCGAAUCUAGAGAGGCUUCUGUGUACAGACAGUCAAAGGAAAUGCUUGACAAAUUACCGCCCAAUUUUGACCCUGUGGAGGUCAAGGAGAGACUGAAAUUUUACGGUCAAUUCCAUCCAAUGGUGAUUUUCUUAAGACAAGAACUUGAUCGCAUGCAAAAAGUUAUUUCUCUAGUGCGUGUGACCUUGAAAGAUUUACUUCUAGCUAUUGAUGGUACCAUUAUUAUGAACGAAGCCCUUCGAGAUUCUUUGGACUGCAUCUACGACGCCCGAGUGCCAUUGUUGUGGCUAAAAUCGUCAUGGUCUUCAUCUACCCUUGGAUUCUGGUUUACCGAGUUACUCGAGAGGCAUAUUCAGUUCAAUUUCUGGAUAUUCACCAUGCGACCCAACUCGUUCUGGAUGACUGGCUUCUUCAAUCCUCAAGGUUUCCUGACGGCUAUGCGACAGGAAGUGACUCGAGCUCAUAAAGGAUGGGCCUUGGACAUGGUGUCUUUGCACAAUGACGCUACCAAGUACAGUCUGGAGGAAAUUAAAGUCCCACCACCGGAAGGAGUAUUUGUUCACGGUAUGUUCCUAGAUGGCGCGGGGUGGGAUCGGCGUAAUCUGCGACUCUGUGAGUCCACCCUCAAAGUACUGUACACAGCGCUGCCCGUGGUACACGUGUAUGCUAUCAAUUCCACCGCGCCUAAGGAUCCUAAACUAUACCAGUGUCCAGUGUACAAAAAGCCCUGUCGCACCGGCUUGACCUUCAUUACACCGCUUUGGCUGCCCACCAUCAAAAACCCGGAUCACUGGAUUCUCAGGGGAGUCGCUAUACUCUGUGACAUAAAGUAAAUCUUGCGAAACGGUCAUCGUUUUUAACUUGAAUAUUUAUAUUUUUUUCAAUGAAUAUUUUUCCUUAGAAUAAAUAUUUUUUUAGCUAAUUAUGAAUACACUCAUACUUUUGUACAUGGCGUACAAUUAGAGGCAAAUUUGACUGCUUCUAUUUCCUACAGUCAUUUUUUGGAAAUAUUUUGGGAUUCGGUGAUUCCUAUCACAAAUAAAAAUAAUUAUUUCUUUCGUUUGGAAAUAAUAUCAGGCUGUAAAUAUAAUACGUUAAGCUUCACAAAAAGAUUACCGUCCACAAUCGAGUACAUACCUUCGGAUUUGUGUACCGCGGUUUCCGUCAGAGGAUUGUUAUAAAAUGACACAGGUAUGAUUGAUGUAGACCUUAGAACAAUAACAUAUAAUAUACCUACUAUAAUAGGUUCUGAGAUAGAGACUCUCAACAAAGCCGAAAUCUGCUGAUCGUUUUUUUCUGAAGUGUAAUUGUAUACGGCCUGGUACUGUACCCUUUCGGCCUCGUGAGUGUAUUUAGAUUGAAGUGAAUUUUUUAUUAUUGUAAUUUUUUUCGAUAAAAUUUAUAGUUUAUAUUUGAUAAUAAAUCGGCAUAUUAGUUAUAUACUUUAAUUUGUGGUUUAUUUUUGUCAUGAUACGUUUAUUUCGAUUUUAGUUUAACCUUUUUAUUGGAAAGAAAACGUAAGACACACUAAUAUAGUUUAUGAUUAUAUGUAUUAUGUUAAUUUUGAUUUAGUUUGUAGUUUUUAUUUGAAUAUAAAAAAAGUUACAAAUUAGAUAUAAUUUAUUUUUGU